Molecule: messenger RNA, 739 nt
Organism: Salvia miltiorrhiza (redroot sage)
Lineage: Eukaryota; Viridiplantae; Streptophyta; Magnoliopsida; Lamiales; Lamiaceae
Product: late embryogenesis abundant protein 29-like
Exons: 3
Coding region: 89-454 (121 amino acids)
Source: RefSeq, a predicted model, not a curated record
AUAAAUUCACCUGUAAAUUGUAAUAAAAUUAGAGCUUUCUUUUUAAUUCACUCUUAAUUUCUCAAGGAAUUCACAGAAACAAACAAAAAUGGCCGGCCAAGGUCCCCACAACAACUCAUUUUCAGGCCAAGCUCAGAUGACGAGAGAUAGCUUACACGAUCAAGGCGAGAGCCAAAAUUUCCUUCAAGAGACCGGGUCACAUGCUAAGAAUAUGGCGCAAGGCGCAGCUGAUGUGGGCAAAGGAGCCGUGCUCGGGGCAGCUAGCCUUGCCCGUGGGGCAGCCACGGGCGUGGCGAAUGUGGCCACGGGUGCAGCCGAUGCUAUAAAAAAUACCUUCGGAGGUGCCGCCGACAGUCAUCAUUAUAGCAAUGCUAGCGUGGACAGCUCGGCUAAUCCAAGUGCAAAUCAAUCCACUUAUGCCAACAGGCCUAGCUAUCCACACAACCCCAACUAAUUAAAGCAUCUAAGUACCAUCAUUUAGAUGCAAUUUUUUUAAUUUAGUUUAAAAUAAGUCUUUGGUGCAUCAUUUGAUUUUGAUUAUCGGAUGGUGCAUUUAUCGAAGGUGGUUUGAACCAUCUUUCGUGGGAAUGGCUAGUGAUGUAUUUAUUUGAAAAAUAAGUAGUGUAUUUGAUUUAUUUAAUUUGUAGGAUGUCGAGUUAUUUGGUAUUGUUCCCCUCAUUCUAUUUCUGUAAUCAUUUUAAAUAUUAUUAUCCUCAAAGCAUCAGCUGAUUUUCUCGAA